Molecule: messenger RNA, 900 nt
Organism: Mytilus trossulus (common blue mussel)
Lineage: Eukaryota; Metazoa; Mollusca; Bivalvia; Mytilida; Mytilidae
Exons: 6
Coding region: 238-747 (169 amino acids)
Source: RefSeq, a predicted model, not a curated record
ACCGAAAUACAAUGUUAACGUAACGUUUUCAUUGGUUAACUUUGUAUUCUCAGAUGGCGUCUCGAAAAAUUUUCUGAUUGUGACGUUAACGUUCCUAGCAGCAACCAGUCUUAUUCUGUGUUUGUCAGAGAGAUACCACGAUUUAAAGAUGAUGAAAAGCUUCCUAAUUCUGUUGUGUGUUCUAAUACAACUGACUGUCAUCAAUAAAAAUACUACCUCAAGAUUGGUUUGAACUUCAUGGAUGUACUAUUGGUGUUUAUGUGCUUUAUUGUUUCUUACGUUGUAUUCGAAAGAUACAGAUUCAACAACAAAUUGGGGAAACAAGUUCAACUGUUGAGGAGAAAUUCAGUGAACCACGAUGUAUUGAUCAGUAGAUUAUCCCCCUUUCUCGAAGACUCUCGAAGCAGAAAUUCAGGGAUUGAAAUGCCUUUGAGAAAACUGAAUAGAAGUAUAGAUUAUUUAGUCUCAGAUAUAAAAAGCCACAACAGUGAACUGGAAAAAAUUCAAACCCAAUUUACAAGUUUCAAAGUAGAAUGGCUUGAGCAAUCCAAACUGUACGUAAACAUACCGGAAAGUGUUAUAGUAUCCAGCAUUGAAGCUCCACAGAUAGCAAGCGAACUGGAGAGUCUGAGAGAUUAUAUAGAAGACGCAUUAGACAAAUUCAGAGUAGCAAUGGAGAGCAAUCGGUCUUCAUUAGACACAGCAAAAUCAGCUGUUGAACAGUUGUUAAUAUCAGAAGGAAUUUAAAGGAUUGGAACCAAAGAAGACGGUAGUUAUUAAAUAAAACAUUCCAUUGCAUAAACUAGUUACAAUCUAUUCUGCCAAAAUAUGUUUUUUCAAAAUUACUUUAAAACUGAAGACUCAUACAAUUUUAAGCACUUCAGAAACUGGGUAGUACUA